Gongylonema pulchrum is the source of this 1212-nucleotide messenger RNA. The record is from the annotation of a GenBank genome assembly. NCBI's taxonomy places the organism in Eukaryota, Metazoa, Nematoda, Chromadorea, Rhabditida, Gongylonematidae.
AUCUACAAUAGCAGUGGAUUGCGAUUGCUGGACGUUUAUGGUAAAAAUUUCACUCCUACUGCCUUACUGAAAAUUCAGCUUUGCACAUUUGGCCAUAAAACAGCAUUUUUGCAGACGCUUUGCUCGUUGACGUGCGCCUAUUUUGCAGCCGGCCGCAUAAAGGAAACAAGGGGCAUCUUAAACGAGAUUAAGCGCAAUUGGCCGAAAUACAAAAAAGGAUUGGAAAACAAGGCAACACCGGUUGUCACACAGAUGAACGAAGAGACGCUGGCUGGCUACUUCGAUGCGCUUGGUAUCACUCACUCAAUCCGUGCUCCCAGUCCUGGUGUUCGAAAAGAAGACCUGAUAUACAAGAAUAUCACGGAAGAAACGUUGGAAGUGCUGGACGAUUGUUCGAUGGUAUCACGCUGGGAAUGUCAUCGUAUUGCCACCACAUCGGCAGCCGCAUUGGCGGAUGAUAUUUUGGCGAAAAACCUUAUUUCGGAAUGUUGCGCCGGCAUUCCAGCCUCUCCCGAUGCAUUGUCGAAACUGAUGGCAGAUGAUUCUGCGCUUCCUCGUUUUGUAAAAAUUAAGCGCAAUUGGCCAAGAUACAAAAAAGGGUUAGAAAACAAAGCAACACCCAUCGUCACACAGGUGAACGAAAAAACACUGGCUGGCUACUUCGAUGCGCUUGGUAUCAGUCACCCAGUCCGUGCUCCCAGUCCUCAUGUUCGCAAAGAAGACCUGAUAUACAAGAAUAUUACGGAAGAAACAUUGGAAGUGUUGGACGAUUGUUCGAUGGUGUCACGCUGGGAAUGUCAUCGUAUUGCCACCACAUCGGCAGCCGCAUUGGCGGAUGAUGUUUUGGCAAAAAACCUUAUUUCGGAAUGUUGCGCCGGCAUUCCAGCCUCUCCCGGUGCAUUGUCAAAACUGAUGGCAGAUGAAUCCGCGCUUCCUCGUUUUGUAAAAAUCUGCUCACAUUUUGUGAAAAAAGGAACCAACAAGGAGGUAGUGAGGGAAGUGAUGCAGUUCUUCUGCACUAAAAUGCCGAAAUUCGCCGAAGAAUUGAGAAAAGCUUGUCCCGAUAUCGGCGAAGAAUAUUUCGGGAAGUGGGAAGAGAUCCCUGAAAAUGAGGUCGUUGCGGUACCAAGUCCAUCUGAAAUCAACGGUAAUUUGCCAGCAGAUUCUUUUGUGCAAUUCUUAACUUGCAUUUUAUAUCAUAAGGCAUUAUAG